Molecule: messenger RNA, 732 nt
Organism: Aspergillus saccharolyticus JOP 1030-1
Lineage: Eukaryota; Fungi; Ascomycota; Eurotiomycetes; Eurotiales; Aspergillaceae
Exons: 1
Coding region: 1-732 (243 amino acids)
Source: RefSeq, a predicted model, not a curated record
AUGUCUUUGAUCAAGGUGACCAAAAUCCUGCCCGGCGAGGGGGUGUCCUCGAAACAGAUCCCGCUCAGUAGCACGUCGGCGGACUACUGGGAUAACCGAGUUACCCGGAGCCUGGUCCAUCUGUGCAUGCGCCGGCUGGAGGAGCAUCCAUACACCGUCGCCACCGCAAUCCAAACCGCCGAGAUCUGGACAGCCAUUCUGUCCGACGCCUUUCAUACCCCCAGCCUGCGCCCCUCGCGCCUCGACAUGGACGUCCGCCGGGUCGAGCUGGUAGACCAGCCGGCAGCGCUGGUGGUCAACGUCACGCUUUAUCCGGUCCCGCGGAGCCACGAACCGAUGGAGAUCCACUCCUUCAUCCAAGUCUGGUGUCUCGACGAGACGGCGGAUGACGAUCGGAUUGCACUGACCUCGAGGCGCCACGCGCACGAGCUGGUGGAGUCGUGCAUUCCGCCGGACAUUCGCCGCAAAAUCCCCGCGAUCGUCGUCGCCAAGGGCCACAAAAUGGCCAUCUAUCGGUGGGAGACGGGCAUGGUCAACCAGCACCUUCGGGACCCCUCUUCCUUCUGGAAUAUGGACGACUUCGGGUUCUAUUGUCUGGGACACGACCACAAUGCGGUCGAGCUAUUGUUGAGGAAUCUGCGGAGGGAGGUCUUCGAUGCGCCCUCCUUCCUCGAGCCGAUGCCGCCGAGGCAUGCCUGCUGUCUUACCAGGCGGGGGUCUACCUCUCAGUGA